GAUUUGCGGUCAACACUGAAAUUUCAAGUAUUUCCCUCUCUUGGAGUUGGAGGUUCAAAAUUCUCUCAUUGUCUUCCAUAAAAAAAAACAAGAGAAAGAGAAAAGAAAUGACUGGACUCUCUUUGCCACAUUCUGUUUCCAAUUUUCCUCCCACCAACUUCCCUUUGAGCUGCUCUGCCUCUAGAAAUGGCUUGUUGCGGCGGACUGCUGGUGGUUGCAGUGGAAUUAAGAAGAGGAGAGGAGUGGCGGCGGUUAGGUGCUGCACAGCGCCGGCGGAGGCCGCGCAGACGAAUAACCGGACGGCGACGCUUAAGAUUGUAAACGAUACCCUAGAUAUAUGCAGAAUCCUUAAUGGGAUGUGGCAGACUAGCGGUGGCUGGGGCACAAUCGACAGAAACGAUGCCGUUGAGGCUAUGCUCAAACACGCCGACGCUGGUCUCACUACCUUUGACAUGGCUGACCACUAUGGGCCCGCGGAAGAUCUUUUUGGCAUCUUCAUCAACAGAGUUCGCCGAGAACGUCCUCCAGAGUAUCUGGAAACUGUAAGAGGACUUACCAAAUGGGUGCCACCACCUGUGAAAAUGACCAGGACCUUCGUUCAAAAAAGCAUUGAUAUUUCAAGGAAAAGGAUGGAUGUUGCAUCUCUAGACAUGCUUCAGUUUCAUUGGUGGGAUUACUCUAAUCCUGGGUACCUAGAUGCAUUGAAGCAUCUGACUGAUCUGAAAGAAGAAGGUAAGAUUAAGACCGUUGCCUUGACUAACUUCGACACAGACAGACUACAGAUAAUUUUAGAAAAUGGCAUCCCGGUUGUUAGCAAUCAGGUGCAACAUUCAAUAGUUGACAUGCGUCCUCAACAGAGAAUGGCAGAGCUUUGUCAAAUAUCUGGAGUUAAACUUAUAACGUAUGGAACAGUUAUGGGAGGGUUAUUGUCUGAAAAAUUUCUUGAUACCAACUUUAGGAUUCCAUUUUCUGGUCCUCCAUUGAGCACUCCAUCACUACAGAAGUACAAAAGGAUGGUUGAUGCUUGGGGAGGGUGGAGUCUCUUCCAAGAGCUCCUUAAAACACUCAAAAAAAUAGCCAACAAACAUGCUGUCUCCAUUCCAACAGUUGCUGUAAGAUACAUCCUAGAUCAGCCUAGUGUGGCAGGAUCGAUGAUAGGUGUCAGGCUUGGGCUAUCAGAACAUAUCAAGGAAUCGAAUGAUGUUUUCUCUCUUGCCCUAGACCAAGAAGAUAUGCAGCACAUUGAACACGUCACAGAGAAGGGAAAAGAUCUUCAAAAUGUAAUAGGUGACUGUGGAGAUGAAUAUAGACGUGCAUAGAGAAUUAGAGAUGUUGUUACUAUUGUCAUUAUUAAGAGAAAUUGCACUUUCUGGCCGGCGUAUUUCUGGACCAUUUUGGACUUUUGGUCAAGCACUUUAACUAUGAAGGAAGAGUGUAAAAACUAAAUUGUAUCUUAAUUUCAUGUAAAUUUUGAAUGUGCACCUUUAAAAACAAACUCUUGCAUAACAAAAAACAUUUAAUUCAUUACUUUUGAAGAACGCA
Molecule: messenger RNA, 1542 nt
Organism: Cuscuta europaea
Lineage: Eukaryota; Viridiplantae; Streptophyta; Magnoliopsida; Solanales; Convolvulaceae
Source: the annotation of a GenBank genome assembly